AUGGCCCCUAUACGGAGUAGCCAUGCCAACAUGUUCCGCCUGGGCACCGAGAACUCUUAUUUAUUAGUUAGCGCACUCAGCCUGGUUUCGAUUCCCGGCUCUUCCCUUCGUAGCCGUACAGGGGCGCGUCCAGCACGCCGCUACUCGCCCCGCGCCUCAUAUCUGGCAAUUCUUAAGUUGGUGAUAUUAGUGGUAAUGAUGAACAAUAAGAAUGAACUUCUCAUGCUACUUUUGCUAAGCCACAGCAAAGUUAUGCGGAACUAUCCAACAGCCACAGAAAAGAUGCGGUAUCGCUCACGACCUCAGGGAUUUCGCUGGAGCCUAUGGAAGGACCUGUGGCACAACAACCUUCCCGAUCUCAAGACCACCAAAGAGAUUUCUCCGACGACAAUAUUCGUCGCUAUUGAUACCGAACCAUGGCGGGGUCAAGCCGGGACAAAUUCCACUGAUGAAGCAGCGUCUCAGAUUGGCAUAGCCUUACUUGCCCCCCGGGCAGAUCACGCAGGAAAGAUCGAUGAGCCGCCUCAGACUCUUGAGGAAGCUCAGCAACGAUUUCAUAUCUCCUCACAUUCCAUCCGCAUCAAUGGUCGAGAGCGGCUGGGGUUGGGGGAAAUUUUUUGGAAUGGUGGCGACGAAAAUGUUACGUUUGUUGGCCCAGAUGAAGUAGAGGACACCGUCCUCAACCUUGUCCAUACUUUUCAGCAACAAAUGUGCUCAUCUCUCGGCAAACCUCUAAAGCUUACUCUCGUCGGGUUUGACCUAUUUCACGAAUUUCGUAUUCUGUCCCGUCACUACACGCGGAUCCUUGACUGCUUCACUUCAUGGGUUGAUGUCCAGGAGCUUGCCAAAGAACUCAUGCCAGAUACCAGCCAGGCACCAAGCUUGCGAAAUACUCUGAUCGGCGUCGGAUACGAACCCAUUUUCCCGACCAAGCCGGCGAGCUGCGAUGGCCACGAUGCAGGGAAUGAUGCUAUGCGUUGCAUGUCAGUUCUUGGCACGCUCUUGCACUACUCACCGCCAGGUGAAGAUUUGGCUCGGGCUCACUCGGAAUAUCACGCGAAACGCUGCCGUGGAAGGGCAAGGGCGCAGCGCGCAAAGGUCAAUAUGCAGAUACGUGACUUGUUUUCCAAGGAAUGCCCUUGGCCCAUAGAGAAAUAUCCAUUCCGAGCAAAGGUCGACUUGCCAGGAACCUACAUUACGAGAUGGCAAGACCCGGCGGUGUUGUGCGGAUAUUUUCUCAAAUACAAACCUGUGGCGGCAGGUGGCAAUAAAACAAAGACAUUUGGGGGCUGGAUCUGCUUCGCGAGCCUGGAGGAGCUGGAGCUGUUCUUAAGAGAGGUUGACGGGAUGGAGGAUGUAGAGGGAAGGGGAACUUGGCUCGCAAAAACACUGUAUAACCCAAAUUUAGUCCCGGCGGUCACAAAGGCGGAGCUGGACGAAUACCUACGGGAGAAGGCAGUCGCCGAGAUUGCCGAAAAACGGCGAAUUCGACAGGAGAAGAAGCAAAGGGAGGAGAUAUACGGAUAG
Molecule: messenger RNA, 1527 nt
Organism: Cordyceps militaris CM01
Lineage: Eukaryota; Fungi; Ascomycota; Sordariomycetes; Hypocreales; Cordycipitaceae
Exons: 2
Coding region: 1-1527 (508 amino acids)
Source: RefSeq, a predicted model, not a curated record